Molecule: messenger RNA, 1686 nt
Organism: Sarcophilus harrisii (Tasmanian devil)
Lineage: Eukaryota; Metazoa; Chordata; Mammalia; Dasyuromorphia; Dasyuridae
Gene: CISD2
Product: CDGSH iron sulfur domain 2
Exons: 3
Coding region: 219-626 (135 amino acids)
Biological process (GO): regulation of autophagy; autophagy of mitochondrion
Cellular component (GO): intracellular membrane-bounded organelle; mitochondrial outer membrane
Molecular function (GO): 2 iron, 2 sulfur cluster binding
Source: RefSeq, a predicted model, not a curated record
CCGCGGCUCACGUUUGUUCCUCCUACGUCACUAGCCGUUCCACCAAUCAGCACCCGGCAGAUCACCGCUCCUUAGCUGCGGGCCUACCACCGAUCCGCCUCCCCGAGAUCCUAGAGCCGAAUUCAGCCCAGCGACUGAAAGCGUCCUGGAUCGCGGCGCAGGCGCAGUAGCAGUCAGGGCCCCCUCCGAAAGCAGAACGUACGCUGCUUGGAAACAGAAUGGUGCUGGAGAGCGUGGCCCGCAUCGUAAAGGUGCAGCUCCCAGCCUACCUCAAACGUCUUCCAGUCCCGGAGAGCAUUACCGGGUUCGCCCGGCUCACAGUUUCAGAAUGGCUUCGUUUAUUACCAUUCCUGGGUGUACUUGCACUGCUAGGUUACCUUGCAGUUCGUCCAUUCCUCCCAAAGAAGAAACAACAAAAAGAUAGUUUGAUUAAUCUCAAGAUUCAGAAGGAAAAUCCAAAAGUAGUGAAUGAAAUAAACAUUGAAGAUUUGUGUCUCACUAAAGCUGCUUACUGUAGAUGUUGGCGUUCUAAGACGUUUCCUGCCUGUGAUGGAUCACAUAAUAAACACAAUGAAUUAACUGGAGAUAAUGUUGGUCCACUAAUAUUGAAGAAGAAAGAAGUAUAAGAGAGUUGGACUGAUUACUUUUAAUUUCUGUGGUAUCAAUUCAUAUUACAUUGUAUUUUUCAAUUAUUUGUGUCUACAAGUGCCUUUGAAUGGCAUAGAUGAUAUCUUUAGUAGUCUUAAUUACUGUUGUUGAUUUGAUCACUGUUUCUGCCAUUUAGUUUUCUUACUACACUACUGUUUUGUAUUUGAUACUUUGUGUACUCAGAAGAAUCAUAUUUAUGUAGAACUUAAAAACUGAACAAGCCUUUUUAUCAUGAAACUAUAAGUUCCUUUGUGUUUUAGCAAUAAAAUCAUAUUCCUGGUACUGAUGUUUAACUGCGAGAUUGUUAACCCAAGAUUUCUGUAAUACUCCUAAAAUUAUUUAUCUGUAUUUAUCUAUAUGAUAAUAGUGUUUUCGGUAUCUACAUAACUCCUUUUAUUUUCUACAGUGUAAAAAUACAUAUUUUUCAAACACUUCUGUACUUUAAAAUUACUUUUCUUCAAUCUUGUUAUCUUUAUAUGAAUGUAGGAUAGCAAUAUGUUAGGUAACUGGGAUAAAGAUAGAUUUUCUGCUUUAAGGAUCCUAGUGCAAUAUGGGUCCCAACUGGAGAAAGCUAGAUGAACAGGAUUUUUAAAAAUCCAAAUAACUUAAAGGGGUGCUUAUUUGCAUUACAACAAGGAUUCUUUGGUUUACAGAUUCUUCUAAAGGAACUUCUUUGAAUAAAAAUUUGUCUGACAAUAGCAUAUUAAGACCUAUUGGCUUAAAGAUAAGGAAAGAACAUUUGGAGAUUUUUUAGUUUCAACUUGUGAUUUUGGGGGUGAUCAUAAAUAAAGUUAAAAUUAUCAUGUAAGACCACACACAAAAAAAUUCAAUUCUAAAGAAGUUAUGUAAGACCACACACAAAAAAAUUCAAUUCUAAAGAAGUUAAUAAAGACAAGAAAGUUUUUUAAAAUAAAUAUUUUAUUGGGAAAUUACAAAAAAAGCAACUAUAACUUUAUUAACAAUAAUUUGUUUUAUUUCUUUGUACUUUGGGCUAUUUCUCAUUUUAAAAGAGUGUCUGGCAAUAAAUAGUGUUCAGUA